Messenger RNA from Jaculus jaculus (lesser Egyptian jerboa), 4703 nucleotides. RefSeq names its product polycomb group ring finger 5 (gene Pcgf5). The coding region runs from base 220 to 990 and encodes 256 amino acids. The transcript has 10 exons. Gene Ontology annotation, biological process: regulation of transcription by RNA polymerase II. Gene Ontology annotation, cellular component: PRC1 complex. NCBI's taxonomy places the organism in Eukaryota, Metazoa, Chordata, Mammalia, Rodentia, Dipodidae. The record is from RefSeq and is a predicted model, not a curated record.
GGGAGGCCGGCGCGCCGGCGGGCGGGCGAGGAGCGCGGUGGCGGCCGCGGGAUAUGAAGACGCAGAAGCACCAAAAAGAGUGAUGAUUUGUGAUCUCAUCUGGGUGUCAGUGCUCAUGCCUCGGGACACCUGUCAAGAGCGCCAGCCAGCUCCUGGGACCAGCCUUUCAUCCACUUAGUUCUUUUCUUUGCCUGAACUGCUGAAGCCAGCUAACCACGAAUGGCUACCCAAAGGAAACACUUAGUGAAAGAUUUCAACCCUUACAUUACCUGCUACAUCUGUAAAGGGUAUCUGAUCAAACCAACCACAGUGACAGAAUGCCUCCACACCUUCUGUAAGACCUGUAUUGUCCAGCACUUUGAAGAUAGUAAUGAUUGUCCAAGAUGUGGCAACCAAGUUCAUGAAACAAAUCCAUUGGAAAUGUUGAGGUUGGAUAAUACAUUGGAGGAAAUUAUAUUUAAGCUGGUCCCCGGACUACGAGAAAAAGAACUUGAACGUGAAGCUGAAUUUUGGAAAAAAAAUAAGCCUCAAGAAAACGGACAAGAUGACACUUCAAAAGUUGACAAAACUACAGCAGACGAAGAAGGGGAUGAGGCUCAAGAUGAUAAAGACUAUCAUAGAAGUGACCCACAAAUUGCUAUUUGUCUAGAUUGUUUACGAAAUAAUGGACAAUCAGGGGACAACGUAGUAAAGGGUCUGAUGAAGAAAUUCAUUCGAUGUUCUACACGUGUUACAGUGGGAACUAUUAAAAAGUUUCUAAGUUUAAAACUAAAGCUUCCAAGUUCUUAUGAGUUGGAUGUGCUGUGCAAUGGUGAGAUUAUGGGGAAGGAUCAUACUAUGGAAUUCAUCUAUAUGACAAGAUGGCGGCUAAGAGGAGAAAACUUUCGGUGCCUGAACUGCUCAGCUUCGCAAGUCUGCUGUCAGGAUGGCCCUUUGUAUCAGUCGUACCCUAUGGUAUUGCAGUAUCGACCAAGAAUUGAUUUCGGGUAGACCAAAGGGCCUAGAUUUCACUGAAAUGAAUCCUGCACUAUUUGUUUACUCGUCGACAGAUUGCACAGUGAACGGUGUGUGGACUAGAGGGACACAAUCAGAUUUUCAGCAUGCAAACAGGGCCAUUGUCUGUCUCUAAAUUGUUAGUUGCAUUCAUGUUGUUUCUGUUAGGAGUAGUCCAAAUACCAUUCUGCUAUGGAACCAUCUGUGUAAGGUAUUUCUGCUGUCUCACAGUGUGCAAGUCAUGGCUGCAAUCCAUUAGGUGUGCAGCCAUAACUAAGCUUUCUGAGUAUUUUGCUUGCCCAUUCCCAGAUUGUUCUAAUGUUUCAUUACACUAGUAAAAUGGCUCACUCCUUGUGGUAUGGUAGUUUUCACAUACUUAACUAUUUUAUCAGCUCUUGUUUAUUAUAGAGUACUGUACAAGAACGUAAUUAUAUCUUGAAAUUAUUUUGUAUGAAAAUAUAUUUACAAAAGUGGUUUCAGAGCCACUGUUAUUCUUGGUAAGCUUUUAUGUAAAACAAAAAGAAGAAGAAGAAGAAAAGAAAAAAUGAGCUCAUUCUUGAGUGUACAAGUCUUUUGUGAAAAAUUCCAGUUAUUAUUUUUGCAUUAGAGCACAUAAUUGUAGACAUGCUAGACAUCUGUAUAGUCUACUAAUUGCACAAGGAAGGCAUGUUAGCCCUCCAGAUUGAAAAUGUCUGUGACUUCUUAGUCAACUGAAGUGUUAGAUUCACAACCAUUUAAUAUAUUGGCAGCUGAUCGUACCGACUUCUAAUAAAAGUAAUGUGUAAGGUUAUAUUUGAUGAUGCCUUAGGACAAGCGGGUGCUGCUUCACGAAACUUCGUUGUAUAACCUGUUGUAUCUGUGUAUCAUUACACUGUUGCUAUCAUUCAAUGGAUACUUUUUUUGUUGUUUAAAUUGGCCUUAGGUUUGUGUCAUUGUGGCAUGCAAAAGGUUGUAUAUGAUGAUAUUAUGACUUUUAGAACAGGUAACAUUGACUACAAUGGAUUCCAAAAGUCUCAAAACAGUUGUAAGAUAAUAUUACUAACUACGCAUCACAAUUCCCAACCAUAUGCAGAAAACGGAAUAAAAGCAAUGUAGUUGAUAAAUAUGCUAACCAAAAUUAGUGGUUUGGCUUAGUUUGUUUUAGAUACUAUAGUAAGUAGGGAAGUGGGAUUAUUGUUUUAAAUGUGAGUUCAUUGGAAGUCAGCUAUGACAGUGUUCCUAAUUUGCAAUGUGUUAAGUCUUCCAUUCUUGUUGAGAUUAGUCUGCAACUCAAAGAAAGUCUUGUUACCUUAUUACAUUAAAACUUCGUUUUAAACCCUGUAAAAUGCAUAGUGUUCCCAAAAACCUCUUUGGAAAUUGUCUUUCAGUUGCUUUGAAACAAAUGAGUCAACCUCUGAGUCUUAAUAAAAAUGUUAGUAAUUAAUAAAAUUACUUGUUUUAGAAACCUGACACUGAGCAGUGAGCACAGUGUGUGCAUCACACACAGUUUUCACACUGUACACAUGUCAUGUGCUACCUUUGCCAGUAAAGUCUUUCACAAAUUAAUGCCUUCUGAAUCCCACUAUGCUUCAUAGAAAUAAGAAAUUCUGCUGCUCUAAGGAGCAUACACAGUGCAGCUCAGUCUUGACAUACUUCAUAAUAUAAAAGGCUAAAAGUUUAUAAUUACCUUUUCUUUAUAUUUUUCAAAUCAAAAGUCUACAUUAAAGUUCUCUGAUGUUAGAAGGUCACAGCAAUACUAUAUUAACUUCAUCUAGUUAAAUUAUGUUUGUUCUUAGCAGAGCACAUAAGCAGAAUUCAAGGAGAAGUUUUCAUUAACUCUUCAAAAACUUGGACAAGACCAUUGCACUUAACCAAAAAGCAAUUUAUUUUCUACCUACAAAAAUUAUUUUGCUAUUCUGUGAAACCUGGUUGCCAAGUAUUCUAAAUUUUUAAGAUAAAUUUGUUAUAUCUAGAUCAGUGAUUAAAAUAGUGUUUACAUAUGGAAGUUAAUUUUAAUCAAUUUGAGUCAAAAUGAAACAAAUGCAUUUUGAAAACCACAUAAGAUUGGAAUAUUUGGCUCCCCUACCAAGACAUAUUAAUAGGUGAGUUUUAUGUACAAGAUUUCUUUAAAUUUGGUUUAUUGUUUAAUCACAAUGCAACUUGACUAUUUUCCAAGGGAUACAUGUGAAAUAAUUACAGAGUUGAGAGUAGUUUUGUAUAGUAUUCCUUUAUUUCAUGUUAAUGCAUUGACAUUUUUACCAAGAUGCAAUAAAAUAUGUGCCAAAAACAGAACUUGGGAGAAAAAUACACAUUUUUCAAGGGCCCUGAGUAUUAUGGUAUUGCUACUAGAACCAUAGCCUUCUUUAGCAGAUCUAUUUUGGUUUAUCAACUCUGAGAAUAUAAGAAAGGGAUGUUUUCAUAUCUAGUAAUACACUAAGUCCCCAGCUAAUUAUUCUUUAUAUCAGGUUAUAGAAUUUAUAAGAAACCAGAUAUAUAGAACAAUGUUCAGGCACCUGUUGUGGCUAGCUUUACAAACCAAGGGUGUUUGAAUUAUUACAUAAAUAACCUGUAGGAAUAAUUAUCUGAAUCUAUAAAGUCAAAGAAUAAACAUAAAUUCAAUUAUCUUUUAAUCUGUUGUUGCUUAAGCAAUAAACUGACAAGAACUUUACUUCCUUAAAAUGUUGUGUUCUCUUUAUACCUGCCUUAAAAAAUCAGACAUGAAAAGAUCAAGGAAUCAUGGCUAUAAAGAAUUACUGGUUUUUUUAAAUACCACUUUAAAUUGAAGUAAUUACACCUACUAGUAAAGAAAUUAAACAGCCUUUUCUCUAGCUUAACAAGACACGUUUUUUAACAAGUAUUAGAUGUACUAAAAGACUUAUGGAUGAGGUUAUAUUCAGUCUAGGGUUUGGUUAACUUAAAUAAUGUCUGUUAACUGUGUUUAAAUAUUAUUUCUUGAUUCACUAAGUAUCUGCCCCAUACUAAUAUGCCACAUUGUAUGAAUAUAGUGAACUUGCUCAAAUGUUAUCUAAAUUUAAUCUAAUUCUUUAAGAAAAAAAAAUGUGUUACAUAUUAUUGUGAAUUGCUUAGCUUUAUUGAAUAUUUAAAAGAAAGUGCCUCAUGACUAAAGUGCAUUUUGUUUUAGAUUUACUGCAUAAAUUUUCAGUCAUCUGUACCUGUCUCUUAUGAAUGGUUUCAUAUCUAAGUAGAUACUUGCAAGUUAGAAUAAUCUUUUUUAAAGAUUUUCAUAAUAUAGAUAUCACCAAAGAUACUUUACUGUUAAUAAAUAACCAUGUGGUAGAACAAUCUUGGACAGUUCAGAGGCUGGAAGUUAGAUUGCAACUUGAUUUUAAAUAGUUAGGUAUAGGCAGUAACCUUGAUUCAUUAUUAAAGUAUCACCAACGAACGACAUUAAAGUAAAUUUUCCUGGUGAUGUUGGUCAGAUGCAGUUUUCUUGAAAUAAUUACAGCACACUUCCUUUCAACUACAUUCACUGUUUUUUCUAGCACUAAAGACCUUAGAAGAUCCUCAAAUAUGAGAUAUGUAUGUAACCAGUAGCCCCCUCCCACUAAAUGAAAAAAGAGAAAUUCAAGCUUGUAAAAGAAUAUUGAAAUUGAAGUUUUAAAGUUUAAGAAGCGUUUUAUUCUAUAAAGACAGUAUUAAGUAAAUUAUACUUAUUUAGCUCUUGCUUACUAAAAUGUGAAAUUUUAUUAAAGACAGAUUUGGGUAAAAGU